This is a messenger RNA of Dioscorea cayenensis subsp. rotundata (Guinea yam), 1238 nucleotides long. RefSeq names its product chorismate mutase 1, chloroplastic-like. NCBI's taxonomy places the organism in Eukaryota, Viridiplantae, Streptophyta, Magnoliopsida, Dioscoreales, Dioscoreaceae. Gene Ontology annotation, molecular function: chorismate mutase activity. The transcript has 6 exons. Gene Ontology annotation, biological process: chorismate metabolic process; aromatic amino acid biosynthetic process. The coding region runs from base 84 to 1064 and encodes 326 amino acids. Gene Ontology annotation, cellular component: cytoplasm. The record is from RefSeq and is a predicted model, not a curated record.
CUUUCUUCCUUUCCAACCCCCUGCUUUUGCCUUCCCUUCCCUUCACCACCAACAAAGAAAGUUUCAAGCUUUGACCUUCUCCAAUGGAGGCAAAGCUCCUGAAGGCCAGUUCCCCCAUUCUUCCCAAUCCCCAGUGCCUCAUCAAGCCCCAAAGACCCUCCUUGUGCCCUCCUUUGACCCUCACUACCUCAUCACCAUGGAAAAACCCCACCUUGGGACUCUCCCUCUCAUUCUCACCUCAAAGGAUGCUUGUUCAAGUCCGAAGUUCCUUUGGUUCUUCAGCUAGAUUGGAGGAACGAAUUGACGAGAGUGAUAGCCUGACUCUCGAUGCUAUCCGACACUCUUUGAUUCGGCAAGAAGAUAGCAUAAUAUUUAGCUUAGUCGAAAGAGCACAUUAUUGCUACAAUGCUGAUGCAUAUCACAGCAAUGUGGUGUGCAUGGAAGGAUUUCAAGGUUCUCUAAUUGAGUACAUGCUUCGUGAAACUGAAAAACUGCAUGCUCAGGUUGGUCGAUACAAUAGUCCUGAUGAGCAUCCUUUUUUCCCUGAAGAUUUACCUGAACCCAAGUUACCCCCUAUGCGAUACCCAAAGGUUUUGCAUCCAAUUGCUGAUUCGAUCAACAUAAACAAGAAGAUCUGGGACAUGUAUUUCAACAACUUGCUUCCAAGGCUGGUUAAAAAAGGCGAUGAUGGGAACUAUGGCUCGACUGCUGUUUGUGAUACAAUAGUUCUUCAGGCACUAUCUAAGCGAAUCCAUUACGGCAAAUUUGUCGCAGAGGCGAAAUUCCGUGAAAAUCCUUCGGCCUACGAAACUGCCAUCAAAUCUCAAGAUCCUGACCUGCUCAUGAAGAUGUUAACAUAUGAAUCAGUGGAAACCGCAAUCAAACAGCGGGUAGAAACCAAAGCCAAAGUUUUCGGCCAGGAAGUCGUGAUAACUGAGAACGGAAACGGUGUGCCGCCGGUUUACAAAAUCAAACCUGACAUCGUUGCCGAGCUCUAUGGUGACUGGAUAAUGCCAUUAACCAAGCAAGUUCAAGUACAGUACCUACUGAGGAGGUUGGACUGAGAGAGUUCAUUCAUAUAGCAAGUUUCUUGGCUCCCUAAUAUGAAAAGAAUAGAUAAAAGAUCAGGAUAUAUAUAUAUAUAUAGAAAGGGAGGCAAAGAUAUAAAGAAAACAAUUGAAAUUUGUGACUGUGUGCCUGUGAAUCCUGCAUUGAAAUAAAAUUGGAAUUUGCAUUGA